Messenger RNA from Saprolegnia diclina VS20, 2295 nucleotides. RefSeq lists its product as hypothetical. The record is from RefSeq and is a predicted model, not a curated record. Lineage: Eukaryota; Oomycota; Saprolegniomycetes; Saprolegniales; Saprolegniaceae. The transcript is spliced from 14 exons. Gene Ontology annotation, molecular function: protein binding. The coding region runs from base 31 to 2295 and encodes 754 amino acids.
GCACAGGCUAUCUUUAGUCGCGUUGGGUGCAUGCUCUUGCGGCCGCUCGAGGCCGAGGUCCACCACGCGCGGCGGCUCGUGGCUUCCAUGCGCUGCGUCGUCGUCGUCUCUGAGUUUUUUCAUUUGCUCGGCCCGGCGCUAUCGGCGCACGUCCGGCGCUUUGACGUCGCGGCCGCCGUCCGUACCUCGCCCCGCACGGUCUCGUGCCGCCGCUUUCGGUCCAAAAUGGCCACGCGAAUCCAACGGCGGUGGCGCGGGUUUGUGCGCCGGCGCCGCUUCUUUCGUGCACUGUACGCCCACAAGCGCCACAGCACCAAACGAGGCAUGGCCAAGUUUGAGCGCGCGGCACGAACGCUUCAGCGCGUCUACCGCGGGUAUCGUUGUCGGCAGUGGCUUUUGCGCCGAGCCAAGGACGCCCUGCGCGGCCCGAGCAUAUACGGAGGCGACGCGCGCCUCGUGUAUAGGCCACCCGACCGCCUCUGCACUCGUCUCGAACGACUCCGGGAGCGCCGGAUAGCGUACCAAAUGACGUGGCACGAGCUGCUCGCGUUGCAAGCCAAGCGCGACGCUCUUCUAGCGACCCACGUGGCGCUGCAAGCGCAGCUGCAGGAUGCCAACGGCAACGACGUCGCGACGUCCCUCAUUGAUGGGUUUCCAUCAACCUAUGCGCCGACGAUUGUCAGCAACUUUCUCAGCCGGCGGCUCCCGACGUUGCAGCGCGACGUCGACGCAACGCGCGUCGCGCUCUUGUACGAGCGCCUCGUGCAGCCGCUGCUGCACACCGCCGUCACCCUCGUCUCGGCUCGGCUCCGCAUGCGGCCCGUGCGGUCGGCCUUUUUCAUCCGCCGCUCCAUCUACCGCGCGUGUGAGAUCCGGCGCGCCACGUCACAUGCCGCCUGUCUCUUGCGGCUCACGACCAAUAUGCAGCGACGGCACCUCGAGGACGCAGUGGCGGCGGCCACCACGCUCGCGAGCUGGUGGCGCAUGCUCCAAGCGAUCGCGAUUCGCCUCCAACUCCGGCGCGCCCACGCCUUGCGGCAGCUUGGCGUUGUCACGUACAUGCUCCUGCGCUCCAAGCCCAUCGCCCAUGCCGCGCGCUACACCGUCCACCGACGCCACGUUGAGCUGCGCAUUCGACAACGCGUGUGGCGCCGCCUGCUCGGGGCCUUUUUUGGCGGCUGGCGACAGUUUGUGGCGAUCGUCCAACACGACCGCCUGCGCCGACGACAACUCUACGAAGACGGGCUAAGGAAGGGAAUGCACCGGGCUGCUGCGUCGAUCCAGCGUACCACGCGCCGGUACUUGGUCGACGCCCGCCCGCGCUACUUGGAGCACGUUCGGAACGACCUCCACCCGCUCGUCGCGCGUUACGAGUCGCAGUGGCGGGACGCGGGGACGGUGCCCGCGGCAUUCGUGGUGUCGACGUUGACGGCGGACAUGGCCGCGCGCUGCGAUGCGACCAACGACGAGAUAUGGGCGACAUGCGCCAUCGAGUACUCCUUGCCGUAUACGCGUCUCGACCCGCUCUCGACGUGGUUGCCCGACGCGCUCCAGCGUUGCUUUGGAGCGAGCGUGGCGACGCGUGUCGAGCGCUGGCCGUGGCGCGGGCUCUUCCUAUCCUUUCUCGAGCGCGUGAGCGCAUGGUUCCGGCACGAGAGCGACCGGCCUGCGCAGCGACUCGACAUCGAGAGCCGCGUCGAGGCAUCGUGUGUGAUGCUAUCGUACGCUGCCUACCUCGCAGGGUCGCGCCGCCUGCCGUUGCAUCACGAUGCACGCGCGCUCCUGGCCGAGUGGGCGCGCGCGACCGAUGCGCGACGGCGCCUCGUGGCCUCGCCAGCAACGACGGACCCACGCACGCUCGCAUCGUACGGCACGUUUCAUCGCGAGAUGGGCUUGCACAAGACGCUGUGUGACCACUGCUGGGCCAUGCUCGAGGUCGAGCGACAUGCCACUGCGUGCGCCACGUGCGGCCACACGUUCAUCGAGCGUCCGACCGCUUCGUCGAUGGCUAAUGCCGACGCGGUCGAGCCCAUCGACUUGCUUGUCUUGCACGCCUUCUUCCAUGCCAUGGCGCCCGUCGGCCACGCGAACCGCCUACGCCCCGUUCCUUCUGUGUGGAAGGCUGCCACGGCGCAUGCGCUGCCGUGGAUCGAGACGCUGUACGAGCAUGGUCUGCGCACGCUCUCUGAUGCGAUGCGCUGCCCCAAGCAGCUCGUGUCCAAUGACGUCGGGCUACCUCGAGCAGUGCAUGCCACGUUGCUGCUUUUCGUACAUCAACUCGGGCGACGCAUGUGA